UCAGUUUAUUUUAUUUUUUUAAAAGGCAUCUGUUAUAGAAAACAAAAGGUACAUUGUUUAGAAUAAGAAAAAAAAGAUUUUCUUGAUUCGUGUAGAAUUUUAAAAACAAAACUUCAUUAUCCAACGGUGUUGAGAGGUAGUAACAAGAAUUAAAUUGUGGAAUCAAGCGUGAUGCAUUUUAAAGAAAUUUUGUUGUUAUAUUAAAACAUUUUGGAGAAGGAGAACAACACCAUCAUGCUCGUAGUAUUUUAUUUCGUAAAUAUUUUUCUGGGUGUUAGUAUCGUGUGUGAUAAAAAUGAAACCUCCACCGCCACCACUAUUAAAACAUCAGUUGUAUCUUUUCCUUCAAAAACACCACUUGCAAGUCCUACAGCGUCGACGCAUGCUUCGUCAUCAGUCAAAAUAUCUGCGUCGCUUUCAACAUCUACUACAACAUUUUACAGUAAAAGCGUAGCACCGGCAUCAUCAAGACAAACCUGGACGUCAAGUGUUCCACCAACAGUACCAGCAAUAACCACUACACCGGAAAAAAAACACGAGGAAAAGCGAAGCGGUCGCAGAUUUGACACUGGAUCGUUUAUUGGCGGAAUGAUCUUAAUGGGGGCUUUGAUCAUAAUCUUUUUCAUCGUGCGGAAAUUCUGGAGGGGUCGACCUAAUUACGGAAAAUUAAAUUAAAAAAAAUAAAAUAUUUUUUGUCCUUGUUAGGGCUUUAUCACUGCACUUUUUCUCAUGCAGAAAACGUUCUCAGAAGAACUGCACUUUAUGCAGUGAAUCCUAAAUUCUGUUAUAAAUAUAAUAUUGUUUGUAGAAUUUUUAUUUAAAUUUUAUGCACUUGUGUUAUGCUUGUAAAGCUAAAGAGGCGAAUGUUGUGUUCUUUCUAUAAACUUGGUGCGCAGUUCUUUUCAGUCUAAAUGAUAAAUUGACGGGUGUAUGCGUCAUAGUUAAUUAGGCUUCGUAUUUUUGGUAAAUAUUUAUUUUUUAAUUUUAUGGUGUUUCGAAAAAAAAUACAAUGUUGCGUUAGAAUUGUACAGUUUAUUAUGACAGUAUCAUCCCAUCUUAUAUUGUGGUCAGUGCA
Molecule: messenger RNA, 1075 nt
Organism: Hydractinia symbiolongicarpus
Lineage: Eukaryota; Metazoa; Cnidaria; Hydrozoa; Anthoathecata; Hydractiniidae
Product: porimin-like
Exons: 3
Coding region: 235-675 (146 amino acids)
Cellular component (GO): cytoplasmic vesicle
Source: RefSeq, a predicted model, not a curated record